Racocetra persica is the source of this 562-nucleotide messenger RNA. Lineage: Eukaryota; Fungi; Glomeromycota; Glomeromycetes; Diversisporales; Gigasporaceae. The record is from the annotation of a GenBank genome assembly.
AUGACUGAAAAAAAUCAAAAUAUAUCAAAUAACAGGGAUAAUGGUACACGCAUGUCUAGAACAGGAUCCAUUAUAGGUCCGAGGCCGCUUCCUCCCAGUCAUUCUCAAAGAAAUUAUAGCGAUAGAGUGUCUGAAGAAUAUUCUGACUCUUUGACACCAGAGCGGUCUCGUUCUGUCACACCUGAUCCACCAUUUCCACCUUUGAUUUCGCCUAAACCACACAAACCUAUGCCUACAGUAACAAAGGACAUUACUAAUGCUAUAGAAACUCAAUAUUCUAAAGAUAUUAAUGAAAGCGAAAUAUCGACAGAAUUCAAUGAAAAUGUAUCAAGCAGUAGUCAAGAUCAAGCAAGUCAAAAUCAUAAUACAUAUUCUCAACGACCACCUUCGCCACAAAGCCCACCUCUUCUAACUCAACCUAUAAAUUUUGAUCCACGAUUUUCUCAAGAUCCACAAUUUUCGCAAAAUCCACAAAUUCCUCAAGAUCCACAAAAUCCUCAAAAUCAGCAAAUUCCUCGAAAUUCUGAUAAUACAACAAAUCCAAGACAAUCCAUGAUUACAG